CGGGGUCUCGCGAGAGCGCGGGGCCGUGAGGGGAGGGCGCGGCCAUGGCGCAGCCCCGGGUGCUGCCCCAGAGCAAGGAGACACUGCUGCAGUCCUACAACAAACGCCUCAAGGACGAUGUCAAGUCCAUCAUGGACAACUUCACCGAGAUCAUCAAAACCGCCAAGAUCGAGGACGAAACUCAAGUUUCUCGAGCAACCCAGGGUGAACAAGAUAACUACGAGAUGCAUGUCCGAGCUGCAAAUAUUGUCCGAGCUGGUGAGUCCCUGAUGAAGCUUGUGUCUGACCUGAAGCAGUUCUUGAUCCUCAAUGAUUUCCCCUCUGUGAACGAGGCCAUCAACCAGCGCAACCAGCAGCUGAGGAGUCUGCAGGAGGAGUGUGACAAGAAGCUGAUUGCACUGCGGGAUGAGAUCUCCAUUGACCUGUACGAGCUAGAAGAAGAAUAUUACUCUUCCAGCUACAGUCUGUGUGACAGCAAUGAUCUCCCGCUGUGCGAAGCCUACUGGAGACAAGACUUUGCCACGCUGUCCCCCGAGAGCCUCUCGAUGCCUCUGGCAGCUGCCACAGCCGAGCAGAGCGGUGCCACCUCGCAGAGUUCCACCCCGUCGCACCCCCACGUGAACGGGCACGGGGCGGGCCCCGCCGAGCAUUCCUGAAGAAGCUCCGCUGCAUUCCUGAAGAGGAUCCGGGCGGUUCAUCCCGGGAUGGCCCCUGCUGCAAGUCUUCCUCCUGCUGUGCUGAGCAGGCGGCUCCUGCUGUCGGGAGGAGGCACUGGAGCUGUGCUGGCAGGGCGCUGCUCCCUGCAUGGCUGCAGUGCUUCCUCCAUGCCAGGACCUUGCCAGGAGCGUUCCUGUCCCUUAAGAGAUAGAGUUAUGUAGACACAAAGUGAAUCUCAUUUGCUUUAACGUGACAGUUCUGUGUAGAGUUCAUUAGAAGUCUUAGAAGUUUGUUUCCAUGUGAGUGUUGGGAGUUGAAUUUCUUUGGGAUAAACUUGAGCCAAAUGUGGGGGCAGUGAGCGUGUUGGGGUUUUUACUCUGCUUCCCAUGGUUAUUGACAUUCUGGCUGCUUUAAAGCUCUCUCAGGAUGGCAUCUAACAACCUCUGGUCUACUGUAAAGAGUCUUAUAGUAUUUUUACACAACAGUCUUCACUGUCAAAAUGCUUUACAAACUUGAACUCUUGAUUUGGAAGGAGGUCUCGCAGGAGACCCUUAUGGAAAAGCAGUGUUCCCCCCAUGGAAGAACAGGGAUCAGACUGAGGGAUCAAUGACACCACUUGCUCAAAGCCACAAAGAGAAGCAGCAUCAUGCUUUAGUCAGUUGAUUCCUUCCUCAGUGUUUACACAGAAAUUCCUGUUAAUGCAGUCUGAGCUAACAUGGAACCACUGUUUAUGUUGGCUUUUAGUUUUGUCUAAUGAAAAAAUCUUGAAAGCAGUGAAGAAUACUUGAUUUCUCUGUUUCCUUCCAAAGAAACACAUUUGGUGCUUGGUCUGCAGCUGUUCAGCAGCUCAGCACAUCUUCUUUCCUUUUGUUGUGGCUCUGCCUUGGCUCGAGCUGUGCAGCUGAAAGGGAGACGCCACUGAACUGAACAGUGUCACCACAGCUCGGUGUCACGGGCACCAGAGAGCCACCAGGGCAUUCCAACAACUGAGCUGAGCUUCCCCAGCUUUCUGCUGUAAUGUCUCAUUUCUUAGGAUGUGAAUUUUUGCUUUUUUUGUUUGUUUGUUUCUUUUUCUUCCAUUCCAUUUAUUUUUGUAAUUAGGUGACUGAAUAAAAAUGACUGUUUUGUAUAA
Molecule: messenger RNA, 1789 nt
Organism: Taeniopygia guttata (zebra finch)
Lineage: Eukaryota; Metazoa; Chordata; Aves; Passeriformes; Estrildidae
Gene: MED22
Product: mediator complex subunit 22
Biological process (GO): regulation of transcription by RNA polymerase II
Cellular component (GO): mediator complex
Molecular function (GO): transcription coregulator activity
Source: RefSeq, a predicted model, not a curated record